ACCGCGGCCGACGGUUAUUCGCUAUCGAGCACUCGACCAGUACGGAGCUCUCGCAGUGUGUGCCUGCGUGCGUUUGUGUGUGUGUGUAUGUGUUGUGUGGAUUUAUGCCCCUUAACCGGCGGUCCGAGUCAGAGUGAAGCGUUUUGCGCGUUUGCCUGCCGUCCGACGGGACUUUCCACGACGCAUCCGCAUUGAAAAUAAUAUACAGGCGCAUGUGCGCUCGCUCCGCUGUCCACAGCGCGGUGGCUCCACGGAACGGUGACUUGCGCGCUGCACAGACGACGAACCAGCGGAUGGAAUUCGUAGAAUAUCACUUCGUGAUUGUCAUCUGUCUCUAGCUAAACGGUUGCUGCGUUUAGCGGAUAAACAUUAGCCGGUCGAUCGAGUGAAUAGAAUAGAAGCGAGCGUGGUGCCACCGUUUGACGACACAAGGAAGCGUCAGCAUUAGAAGAGCAGGGUGGAGAUAGAAAACAGCAUCACCCCAGCGAGCCCUGUGUUCAUACACCAAAAACUAACGUACUCCAAACACACACACACACACACGAGCACCACCAGCAACCGCAUCCACAAUGGCCGAUCAUAAUGAAAACUUUGCUCCGAGUGCGGAGCACCUGAAAGCGCAGCAGCCGAGCGGUGACGGGGCGCCGAAAACGGACCAACCGCCCCAGCCCACCGAAACAGCCAGUGUCAGUUCCUCCUCGAGGGAUACGAAGCGAGAGGCCAGCUGGCCGUCGGUGCUGUUCUACAUCCAUCUCAACAUUCUCGGCGUGUACGGAGUUUUCGUUUUAUUUUCUCACACCUCACUGAUAACGUGUGUCUUCACAUCCUUGCUCACAUUGUUCGGCAUCUUGGGCGUUACGGCCGGGGCCCACCGUCUAUGGGCGCAUAGGACGUACGAGGCCACGGCCCUGCUGCGCUUCACGCUGAUGAUCUUCCAAACACUUGCCGGACAGGGCUCAAUCUACGACUGGGUGCGGAUGCAUCGGCUGCACCACGAAAAGUUCCGCACCGUCGACGAUCCGUACUACAGCGACAAGGACUUUAUGCACGCGCAGGUAUUCGCCAACAUACGCAAGCUAAGCCCGCGGCAGGAGAAGCUGCUGGCCGCCGUUGACAUGAGCGACCUGGAGGCGGACGGCAUUGUGAUGUUCCAGCGCCGCUUCUACUGGGCGAUGUAUCUGGUGCUGUUCGUGCUGCUGCCGAUCAAUGCCCCGCUCGAGUACUGGGGCGACACCGUGCAGGCGGCCAUCUUUGUCGCGUUCUCGCUCCGCUACCUGGUCGUGCUGAACGUGGCCUGGCUCAUCAAUUCGGCUCACUUUGUCUGGGGUCUAGACAAAAACCACAAGCAGUCGGACUCGAACAUGGUGUUCGUGGUGACGAAGAGCUACUGGCCGCAGUACCACUAUCUGCUACCGUUCGACUACCAGAGCGGCGAGUUCGGCAACUACGGAUCGGGCUGCACCACCGCAUUCAUUCGCAUCUUCGCCGCGAUCGGACAGGCGACCAAGCUGCAAACCAUCACGACGGAGGCAGUGAAGCGGGGGCUCACGAUGGCGGUGGACAGUGGCAGACCGAUCGUGGAGUGUCUGAAGCAGGCGGGUGCCGAGGAGAUGUGCAAUCUGAAGCGCGAACACUACCUCGAAACGGAGCGACUGCACUAGAGAACCCCUUCCCUGUCGCUCUUAUUGGUCUGCUGGGGCGCCAGAGUACGGGCGUUGACCACUGUUACAGUUUUUGCUAAGCUUGUCUCUACCCCCCCCUGUCCCGCCUGUCUCCCGCUUGUCCGCAAAAACGGUCGGUCGAUGAAUAAUUUAUUUGCUAGGAGGAGAAGGGGAGCGUUUACUCCACAUCUCUUCUCUACCUCUCUCCGCUUCUUCGGCCUGCGCGACAAUUGUACCGUUUCCGUUUGGUCCUGAUCAGCGCGUGCUCAAGGUUCAGUGCGACACCGUUUGAUGAUGAAAAUGCAUAUAUACCGCUAGAGCUAUGGUUGCAAUUCGCACUCACUGGCUGAUCGCGGUGCGUGGAAAACAAAAAGCGGACCGGAAACGGGGUCCCCGGGCAUGGACAAACGUUAGAUGAUUUUUUUCGGAGGGUGACUUUAUAGUUGUGAAAUAAAACAAAACCAAAUUGAGCUGGUGCUGCUAUAAGAAACA
This is a messenger RNA of Anopheles merus, 2153 nucleotides long. RefSeq names its product acyl-CoA Delta12-desaturase. The record is from RefSeq and is a predicted model, not a curated record. Lineage: Eukaryota; Metazoa; Arthropoda; Insecta; Diptera; Culicidae. Gene Ontology annotation, biological process: unsaturated fatty acid biosynthetic process. The transcript has 5 exons. The coding region runs from base 570 to 1661 and encodes 363 amino acids. Gene Ontology annotation, molecular function: iron ion binding; stearoyl-CoA 9-desaturase activity. Gene Ontology annotation, cellular component: endoplasmic reticulum membrane.